AUGGCUACAGGCACCACCCUUCAUGCCGACUACCAGGCCGCCGACUUCUCGUCUGGCGGCACCGGUGCUCGGUUUGCACGCGCGAUCAUCAUCGUAGCAGGUGUAUGCGCCCUGGUCGCGAGUCUGGUCACUUUCGUUGCUACAAAGAUAUGUGGUUCGCAUACUGCUCAUGCAUUCACCAUCUACACGUUUCUCCAACUGCUUAUCAACUUCAUCGGCGGCGAACGCGCCCUUAUCAUCCUCAUGACCGGCCGGGCUCCCGUGUCCCACCCAUGGCCCCUCAACCUCGUCUGCUCCAAGAUCGAUAUCUCGGACCCGCAUACCUUCCUCGCUAUCAAGCGUGGUAUCCUACAAUACGCUUGGAUCAAACCUCUUCUCUCGAUAGCCACUAUCAUAAUGAAAGCUACGGGCACCUACCAGGAGGGUUAUAUUGGCCUAACAUCGGGCUACUUUUGGAGUGGCAUCAUCUACAACGUCAGCAUCACCAUCAGUCUGUACGCUCUGGCCAUGUUCUGGGUGUGCAUGUCAACAGACUUGAAGCCCUUCCGACCCAUGCCCAAGUUCUUGUGCAUCAAGGGCAUCAUUUUCGCCUCGUACUGGCAGGGCUUCUUCCUCUCCAUUCUUGUCUUCCUCGGUGCUAUCCCAGACGACGUACCCGGCUACAGUCCCGACAACCUCGCUGCUGCCAUUCAAGAUGCCAUGAUCUGCUUUGAGAUGCCGCUCUUCGCACUUGCUCAUUGGUAUGCCUUUUCAUGGCACGAUUACGCUGACCAGACUAUCUCGGCUGCGCGACUACCUGUUAAAUAUGCCUUGCGUGAUGCUUUUGGUCCCUUGGACCUCAUUCAGGACACCAAGGAGACGUUCGCCGGUGGCCAUUACGAGUACCGUUAUUUCGAUGCGCGCGACAAUGUCCUGGCUCAUGAAGAAUCUUCUUCUCGUGCCGCUCGCAUGGCAGAGGGAAUGCGCUAUGAACGAGGAGGAAAAGGCAAGUACUGGAUCCCAAAGCCCGGACAAGGAUCGGAACAUGAACCCCUCCUUAGCAAAGUCACGUCGAGCCGUGCCAGAGCCAUGAGCCCAGGUCCACACAAAGCUCUCAAAGGUGAGGGCGCCAAGUAUGGUACACCCGACGUUGUCAGUGAGCCCGAGCUGGACGACGAAGAUGAGCGGCUUUACGGAAACGCGCGUGAGCUCGAGUUCGGAGAUUGGAAUUACCCCGUCAUUGAAGCCCAUCGUCCGUCGCGCGAAGAUCGCAUGUACGCCGACCCCAACAUUCUGACGGCAUCAACCAACAGGAAUCUGCUUCAACCGACCAAGGAGAACAAGAGAAGACGAAGGAGUCAAAUCCAAGACAUACAGGCGUCUGUAGACAAGGGCAAGCAACGCGAUACGUCGAGCAACGGAGAGUCUUCCCGUUCAAAGUCACCGCAGUCCAAGUCGCGUGUGCCCUUUAGCAAUCUUCUGCGCCAAAAAUCGUCUUCCUCGAGCUCGGCAAAGUCUGACAAGAGCCAGCUUGUCGAUCUGGUUGUCGAGGACCACGAAGCGGAAGAAGUCGAUCGCGUCAGAGCGCGCAAGGAAGGCGGCCCGGGAUGGAACGAAGUCCCUUCGAAGCACUUUGUUCAUACUUACCCUGAGGAAGGCGAAGCAGAAGAGGUGCGAGAAGGCUUCAACCCCGACGAACCUGAGCCACACAACCCUGAAUCGGAGCAUAACCUCAAUUACCCAUUUGCCGUUCAGGGGCAAAGCGAAGAGGAACAGAGAAAACAAGAUAUCAAGCCGCACAUGACGAGCGAAGCCAACCAUUGGGAAACCCGCGACGUCAGCGACGAAAGGGCCGAAGAUGACCACGACCGCAUCAGUCCGUCAUACGGCAGUUUCCGAGAGGAACGCAACGCGUGGAACGACGGCUGA
Molecule: messenger RNA, 1908 nt
Organism: Pyrenophora tritici-repentis Pt-1C-BFP
Lineage: Eukaryota; Fungi; Ascomycota; Dothideomycetes; Pleosporales; Pleosporaceae
Source: RefSeq, a predicted model, not a curated record